GCAUGGUGUCAACCCUGACAGUCACGAACGUUGCAUAAAGUUCCACAAUCCCGAUAGAAUUUCCAAUUGAAUUUCAUUUAAAAGCCGGUUUGCAUCCGUAAUAAUUCAAUCUGGUUGAUGUAUUAGGAUGUUAACUAAGUCCGUGCUAAUUGCCGCUUUGGGUAAGCGCGCAUCGAGUCUGCUGAUGCAACGUACGUUCAGCAACACGCAAAACUUGAGGCAAUCUAUUAAAAAUCAUCAGCCAAACGGAUUGGAGAAACGCUUAUUGGUGUGGAAUGGCAAAUACAAAUCAGUAGAUGAAGUUCCAGCCUUUGUAGGUCAGGAGGAAAUGGAACGCUGCCGCAACAAAAUGCGUAUUAGGUUGGCAAAUAUUAUGAUUGGUUUGACCGUGGUCGGCUGUGGCAUUAUGAUCUACAGUGGAAAGCAAGCAGCUAAGCGCGGCGAAUCCGUGACAAAGCAGAAUCUGGAAUGGCACAAACAAUUUAAUGAACAAGCCAGCGGCGCCACUCAAGCUAAAUAAUCAUCACAGAAAAUACCAAAUACCUCAACAGUAGCUCAUGUAAUUAAUGUAAAUUUAAACUGUAAUCAUUUGGUAUUUUUGGAAGUUUUAAAAAGUGUUCAGUACCAUUUGUUGCAGCAGGCUGAUAAUUUAAACAGUGAUAUUUUU
This is a messenger RNA of Drosophila navojoa, 667 nucleotides long. RefSeq names its product UPF0389 protein GA21628. The record is from RefSeq and is a predicted model, not a curated record. NCBI's taxonomy places the organism in Eukaryota, Metazoa, Arthropoda, Insecta, Diptera, Drosophilidae.